Messenger RNA from Cyprinus carpio (common carp), 2271 nucleotides. RefSeq names its product BTB/POZ domain-containing protein KCTD16-like. Gene Ontology annotation, biological process: regulation of G protein-coupled receptor signaling pathway; protein homooligomerization. The transcript has 3 exons. The coding region runs from base 443 to 1723 and encodes 426 amino acids. Gene Ontology annotation, cellular component: presynaptic membrane; postsynaptic membrane. NCBI's taxonomy places the organism in Eukaryota, Metazoa, Chordata, Actinopteri, Cypriniformes, Cyprinidae. The record is from RefSeq and is a predicted model, not a curated record. Gene Ontology annotation, molecular function: protein binding.
UAUUUUUGCAGCCGAACCGAUUCACAUCUAGCAUGUUAAUUGGAUAAAUAUAUUUGGAAAUCUGGAGAAGCAGGGUGAAACGCUUGUAUGUUUCCAGCUGUCAUUUUCCUUUAAGAUGAUGUAAGGCUCAUCUCCCUAAGAAUGGUCUCCCUCCCCCGUCCAAAGCCUCUCUCAGCACGCUGCAUUCAUUCGCACUACGCUGCUGAUGCUCAGGAGAGUCAGGAUGCACAAACUUCCUAGCGCACCCUCCUUUUCAACUACAGAUCCUUUUACUGAAAUGCUGGGUGGGUGCCAGGUACAUGAAGACUAACUGUUCUGGACAGACGAGAUUUCGUGAAGGAGAACCACUCUUCUGAAGGUUGUGUGAAGUUGAAGCUGGUGCAGUUUUUCAUUUUUUAUAAGCAGAACUUAUUUUUGGAUUUUGUAGCUGGAUGAUAGCUACAUGAGCUGCACAAUUGGGUCCCUUGGCGUGCAACGCACCGAAAUGGCCCUGACUGAGAAUUGCAGGACUUAUCAGACGCCCAAGGACAGUGGAUGUGCUCAGAGUUGCUCCUCUGAUGUGGUGGAGCUCAAUGUAGGUGGACAGGUGUACUACACUCGCCAUGCCACCCUCACCAGCGUGCCAAACUCACUGCUGGGGAAAUUAUUCUCAGCUAAAAAGGACGUUUCCAACGACCUCGCGCAGGACAUCAAGGGUCGCUACUUCAUCGACAGGGACGGAUUUCUCUUUCGAUAUGUGUUGGACUAUCUCCGCGAUAAGAGCGUCGUCCUGCCGGAUUAUUUUCCCGAGAAAGGGAGGCUCAAACGCGAGGCUGAGUUCUUCCAGCUGCCUGAGCUCGUCAAAAUCCUGACAGCAGAUGAAAACAUCCACGGUGACUUUGACGAAGCAUCCCAGGGAAGCGAUCAGAGGUUGUUCCCCGCGUCUUACCUGGACGCGCGCGAUAGGCGCUACGGCUUCAUCACGGUGGGAUACAGGAGCCCAUGCGCCUUCGGGAGGGACACGGAUGCCAAAACUCGCGGACUACCCAAAAUCUUCAUCUGCGGAAGGGUGGGUCUGGCCAAAGAAGUUUUUGGGGACACCCUAAACGAGAGCCGGGACCCCGACAGGCCAGCCGAGCGCUACACCUCUCAGUUUUACCUGAAGUUUCGCCACCUGGAGCGCGCGUUUGAUAUGCUCGCGGAGAGCGGCUUCCACGUCGUGGCGUGCAAUUCAUCGCUCACCGCUUCUCCGCACAACAGACAUACCGAUGACAAAUACUGGUCCAAUAACGCAGAGUAUGUCUUCUACCGUGGCCCAUCUGGAUGGUCUUCUUCUCACUGCGACUGCUGCUGCAAGAGCCACAAGAGCGAGCGCGAGGGUGAGAGCGGAACUUCCUUCAACGAGCUCUCCACUUCCUGUUCCGAGACCCAAUCGGAAGCCAGCUCUCCGCAGGAAACGGUCAUUGUGCGUCCCGUCUCCCGCCAGCACAACAUCCAGACUCUGGACCGGCCGGUGAAGAAGGGUCCGACCCCGAUUCCCAGGAGGACUGAUCUGCUCCGCGUUCGAACUGCCGGGCCACGUGAUGCCAUGACGGGGAAGAGGAAGCCUGCCAAAGAGAAGAUGACGCCGGAGCAGGAGCUGGAGAAAUGCAUCCAGGACUUCCGGCGGAUUAAAAUUCCAGAGCGCUUUCCGGAGAGGAAGUACAUGUGGCAGUCGGAGCUCUUGAAAAAAUAUCGUCUCUGAAAUGAUUUCCUGCAGGCUCGCCGAGCCUAUUAGCACAACACAACAGAGCUCUCAGCGCAUACGAUGACAUAAUUCUUCUUUGCUUAGGCUUAAUUGGCUCGUCUGUGUAAUCAUGUGGCAAGAUGCACAAUUAACAAUUCCCGUGAACCUCAAGUGACUCCUAAAGGGACCGGUCCUGUUUGGCACAAUGACAUUAAAGUCUAAACCAAUUUCACGGCGUCUAGACGAAUCUCUCAAAUAAAAAACAGAUUGUAUAUAUACACAAUAAUCACAAGUGUGUAUUACCUGGUGAUGCUCAAAGUCGGUGCGCGGACUGCACAGCACUUUUGUACGGCGUUCCUCCUGUAAAUGCAAUGCACAUAUGAGAACUGCAUACUGGUACUGUGUUUAACUGAUGGAGAGUUUUAAAGAGUAGUUCACUUAGAAAUGAAAAUUUGCUGAAAAUGUAUUCUCAGGCCAUCCAAGAUGUAGAUGAGUUUGUUUCUUCAUCAGAUUUGGAGAAAUGUAGCAUUGCAUCACAUGCUCACCAAUGGAUGCUCUGUAGUGAA